UUUGUGGCCGGUAUUUCUAAAAUCUUGCAAAGUUUUUUUUUAACAUAUUUUGUUCGGUGUUUUAUCUGUUAUUUUCCGCUACGCAUGCAGGUCAUUUGCGAAUGCGUGAGUCAUUGUUGUUGUGCUAAAUUAAAUUACAAGUCAUACAUCGAGUCGCAAUUGGCCACUGAGCUGUCAAACAUAAAACGAACAAUAAUAACAGAAGUAAUCAACAAGAGUAGCAGCAAUAGCAACAACAGCAACAACAAAACCACACCAGCAGACGCAUGAAGGAAAUUGAGUGCGCGCGUGUCAAGCUUUUGCAUAUAUAAUUAUUUAGUGACUGCUGCUUGUUGUUGUCGUCAUUCUUGUAGUUGUAGUAUCUGUUGUUGUUGUUGUUCAUUUCUCAACGACGACGAAACCAAAGUGCAAAAGCAAAUCAACAGUCGCCAGACGCUAGAGUCCCGCUACCGAGACCGCCAACACCAACACCACCACCUCCACCCCCCCACAGCGACUGCCAAUUUUGUAACCCACUUGCCAGCGCCGAGCGAAAAAAGUCGCCAUCACGACGUCGCCGUCGCAACCGCCGCCGUUGUUACACGUGCCGUUGGAGGACGCCAGCGCUGGUGAUCGCGGGCGUGUCUACAAGCUGAAGAAGAAGAAAUACUUGAACGUUGCGCACAUCACAUAGAGAAAGGCGCGCCAGGAGGAAGGAGCCACACAGGCACUGAGCAGAGGGAGGAGGAAGACGACGACUACGACGAAGACGACAACGACGACAACGACGAGGACGACGAGGACGAGAAGGCAAAGCAGAAGCAGGUGGAGGAGAGAAGAGUACGUUUGUUUUUAUCAGCAUGCCCGUACAGUCACCAAUUGAGAUUAGCAAUCGAGCUAUAGAGCACAUUGACGAUGUCGAUCCGCUUGAAUAUCACGGCCAUUGGGAGCCAGUGGGCGUGGCACGUGUACAAAACACCGGCACCUCUGCGAUGGUGACCUUCAGCAAACGGAAGCAACAGCCGUACAUUAUAGGCGGUGCUCUGCACAACAACAAGUAUAUUUUCGAGCAGUUGCACUUCCAUUGGGCGGACACAGAUGAGUCUGGUUGCGAGCACACCCUGGAGGGCAUCAAGUACUCCAUGGAGGCCCAUGCCGUCCACUACAACGCCAAGUACAAGGACUUUGCGGAGGCCAAAAACAAGCCAGAUGGUUUGGCCGUUGUCGCUUUCUUCAUACAGGCCUGUGGCGAGAAGGAUUGUCCGGAAUUUAAAAAAAUCACCGAAGGCAUUCGCAUUGUCCAAAAAAUACACACGAGUGCCUCCCUGGAUUCCGACUGCCUCUCCUGGAUCGGUCUGCAGGAGCUGAGCAAACACUACUACACCUACAAGGGCUCGCUAACGACGGCGCCGUACUUUGAGAGCGUCCAAUGGAUCAUUUAUCGUACACCCAUCUAUGUUUCCCGUGGACAGGUCAGCGUUUUUCGCAACUUGCAAUCAUGCCCCAAAGAUGAGUCGAAGAAGAUAGUGAACAAUUAUCGGGAGAUUCAGCGACCGCACAAAGAUCCCGAAAUCCUUUUCGCGCGCAAUGCCAAGCCGAAGUCCAAGUUAUGAUCUGACCACGCGAGUACUGGGAAGCACUCAAAAGAAAGAAGAAAGAAAUCCACUCGGGAACACACGGAACCACACAUGGGAUCAUGGAGAACUAUCAGAGCGGAAGCAGAAUCAUAAUCAGAAGGAGCACCAACUGCUAAGCUAAACUAUAUAGUAUAGCAAUCGCUGUCUAGUUGUUUCUUCGAUCCGUACACUCGUAUCUAAAUGUAAUUGGUUGUCUCUACUCUCUGCUUAUUACUCGUUUCAUGUACAUAGCCUAAUGUUAUCCUAUACCUGUACUUCUCUUUUUACUAAAUUACAAAUAAUAGGUGCAUACAGAGAAACACA
Messenger RNA from Scaptodrosophila lebanonensis, 1919 nucleotides. It is a transcript of the gene CAH3, whose product is annotated as carbonic anhydrase 2. Bases 840 to 1592 code for a protein of 250 amino acids. Gene Ontology annotation, molecular function: zinc ion binding; carbonate dehydratase activity. The transcript is spliced from 4 exons. Lineage: Eukaryota; Metazoa; Arthropoda; Insecta; Diptera; Drosophilidae. The record is from RefSeq and is a predicted model, not a curated record. Gene Ontology annotation, cellular component: cytoplasm.